This is a messenger RNA of Hibiscus syriacus, 1061 nucleotides long. RefSeq names its product ACT domain-containing protein ACR12-like. The transcript is spliced from 10 exons. The coding region runs from base 97 to 975 and encodes 292 amino acids. The record is from RefSeq and is a predicted model, not a curated record. Lineage: Eukaryota; Viridiplantae; Streptophyta; Magnoliopsida; Malvales; Malvaceae. Gene Ontology annotation, cellular component: chloroplast thylakoid membrane; chloroplast stroma.
AAAAUCCACUUUGUCUAUAGAUCGUCAUAGGCUCCCCCAAAAAGUAUGUACGGAGGCUGAAUUUGAUCACUGAACGAUUUUCAACCUCCAUAGUCUAUGGCGUUGUCAAAUUCCCUUUUCUUCCCUUCCUUUUCUUCUCCCAUCGGCCACCUUCGUCCCUCAGUUUCCGAUCCGGGCUUCGCGCCUCUUCUAGCUUCUCUCGCUUCCUCCAGAUUCUGCUGCAACUUUCCCGAGAGCGGCACUAAAGCCAAUUUCUAUGCGAGAAAGUACAUUGUUUAUGCUGCUAACAGUGGUUUCGAUGCGUUUAAUUCCAUUUCAUUGCAGACUGGCCAAGAUGAUUAUAUCCCAAUGCCAAUUGUUUUGAUCGAUCAAGAAUCAGAUUCAGAAGCAACAGUUGUGCAGCUGAGUUUUGGAGAUCGUCUGGGUGCUCUCAUUGAUACAAUGAGAGCAUUGAAAGAUUUGGGAUUAGAUGUUUCAAAGGGAACUGUUGUUACUGAAGGACCAGUCAAACAAACAAAACUUUUCAUAACGCGAUCAGACAAUGGGCGCAAAGUUGAAGAUCCUGAUAUGUUAGAGGGAAUUCGACUCACCAUUAUAAAUAAUCUUUUGAAGUACCAUCCAGAAUCUAGUGAGCUACUUGCUAUGGGUGAGGCUUUUGGAGUAAAGGCUCCAGAGAAGAAGCUUGAUGUUGACAUUGCUACUCGUAUACUUAUCGAGGAGGAUGGACCCAAGAGGAGCUUGCUUUCCUUAGAGACGGCAGAUCGACCUGGACUGCUGGUAGAGAUCAUCAAAAUCAUUGCUGAUGUCAGCAUUGAUGUAGAAUCCGCAGAAAUUGAUACAGAGGGAUUAGUAGCGAAAGACAAGUUUCAUGUUAGCUACAGAGGAGCAGCCUUAAAUAGUUCCUUGUCUCAGGUGCUGGUGAAUUGCCUGCGUUAUUACCUUAGAAGGCCGGAAACCGAUAUCGAUAGUUAUUAAUACUUGAAGAUUUGCCACUUAUGAAACAAAUUCGCUGGUUCUUGUUCUAAUUCCUAUGUGAGCUCAGGAUAUCAAACUUUCUUGAU